This is a messenger RNA of Copidosoma floridanum, 479 nucleotides long. RefSeq names its product Suppressor of exocyst mutations 1 (gene Sem1). Gene Ontology annotation, cellular component: proteasome complex; proteasome regulatory particle, lid subcomplex. Gene Ontology annotation, biological process: proteasome assembly; mRNA export from nucleus; double-strand break repair via homologous recombination. NCBI's taxonomy places the organism in Eukaryota, Metazoa, Arthropoda, Insecta, Hymenoptera, Encyrtidae. The record is from RefSeq and is a predicted model, not a curated record.
UGAGUGACAGACUACUUCUACAAAUCGACCACUUCUACGUCUAUGUUGUGAUAUUAUUUCGAGUUCUUGCAAAUUUAGGAUUUGAUGCUUUGCUAAAACUUUUCCAGUUUACUAGAUAAAGUAAUAAAUUUUAAGAAAUGUCCGACAAACUAGAUAAAUUAAAAAUCGAUUUAGGACUUCUUGAAGAAGAUGAUGAGUUUGAAGAAUUUCCUGCAGAAGACUGGACAGCCAAAGAUGAGGAUGAUGAAGACAUCAGUGUCUGGGAGGACAACUGGGAUGAUGACGACGUAGAGGAUGACUUUAGUCAACAGCUGAGGAUGCAGUUAGAAAAACAAAAAAUGCAGUGCAAUAAUAUAAAAGAAAUUCAUUGAGAUUAUUUUACAUACUAUGGCAUCGGACCGUCGUGUGAUACAAGAAGAUCAACGAAUUCAUCAUUUAAUUCUGUAUGAUUAAAAUAAAACAUUCUUGUAUUUAUAAAA